UUCAGACCCGGAACUACCUGCUUGAUGCAUACAGUAGCGUAUUAGAAAAGGAAUUAUAACGUGCAAAUUGCGAACUAAAGUACUUUUAAACACAUCACUAAAAAUCACAUUUUAUUUAGGCCUUUUCAACAGAGUCCAAGUUUCCUGUUGUCAGAUUUACGUUUCACUUUUUUUUUUUUUUAUCGAGCAGUAACUAGCUAUUUGCGUUAGCCAACGCAACAGUUAGCUUGUUGUAGCAGCCCUGAAGGACUGUUAAGGACUGUUAAGCUAACGGCGAGAAUAGUUUUCAGCUGUCCGGGCUGGACACACGGCGGGACAACGUUGGCGUGCUGCUCUGAAGUUAACUCCUCUCAUCAAUAACUGGAAGUUAACAACAUAAUUUAAACGAAACAACUGGGAGAAUUAGCUUGUUUGUCAUUGUUGCUAAUGAUGUCAGACUGGUUAACCAGCAGCAACAAAGUUCUGUUAACAAACAAAAUGACCAACAGCAACCAAAUGCAUUGGGACGUUGUGACAUGAAUACUUCAUCUCCAUGACAGAAAGAAGACGUCAGAUAACGAGGGAGGUGCCAUGGAAAAGCCAUGAUCAGAAGAGGGAAGAAGUGAGAAUUUUUUUUGAGGCAUUCUGCAGCUUUAGCGUCCUCAUCUUUUGUUCCUCACUUAUGCAAGAUGCAACGACAUCUAUUGUGAAAGAAACGCACAGAAGAAAACUGUGUAGAAAGAGGCAGAGCAGCAGGAAGAAGAGGACAUUUGAUAGAUAAAAAGAGGGAGAUCUGCAGCAGGAUCCCCACCGUGCUGAACACAGGACUGCGUGACUGGUCUGUGCAAGCAGAGGGAGAGAAGGGAGGAAGGUAGGAGAGAAAGAAGGGGGGAGGGGAGGCGAUUCAGCGCAGUGCAAGCUGACUGGAUGAGUAGCAGCCGCGGCACAGGCAGCAGCAGCAUCAGCACCACUAGCUGUAGCAUCUUUCUCCGUGGCUGCUGGAGGCUGUCGUGUGGCUGCAGUAGCAAUCUACAUCAUCCACAUACACACACAAAUAUCUGGACACAGACGUCCCCAUUGCUUGCCUUAAACACACACAUGCCGUGGUGGCCACCAGAGAAGAGGUAGUAAGUGACGGGGCUUGGGGGACAGAGGGACACAGGAAGAGGAAACAGGGACGACUGGUGGUAGUGCAAACGAGAGGAGGGCUGGAGCGACGGUGAUAGGAGUGCAGCAGCAGUAGCAGCGGCACCAUGGCGCAAGCCGCCAAGCAGCUCCGCAAAACCAAGGACCUCGCUGAGGCCGCCGCCCAGGAGCAGAGGGAGAAGGAGGAGGAAAAGAUAAAAAAGAGGAAUCGAUCCAGGGACCGCAGGCGCAAGGCCGAUGCAGCCACCAGCUUCCUGCGUGCAGCUCGUUCAGGGAACCUGGACAAAGCUCUGGAUCACAUCAAGAAUGGAAUCGACAUCAACAUAGCUAAUCAAAAUGGUCUCAACGGGUUACACCUGGCCUCUAAAGAAGGUCAUGUCAAAAUGGUCCUGGAGCUACUACAUUCGGGCAUUGAGCUGGAAGCCACCACUAAGAAAGGGAACACUGCUCUCCAUAUCGCAGCACUGGCGGGGCAGGAGAAAGUGGUGGCUGAGCUUGCCAACUAUGGUGCCAACGUUAAUGCCCAGUCACAUAAAGGGUUCAGUCCGCUCUACAUGGCUGCACAGGAGAAUCAUUUAGAAGUGGUCAAGUUCCUUCUCGAGAACGGUGCCAAUCAGAGUCUCCCAACUGAGGAUGGCUUCACUCCCCUGGCAGUGGCCCUCCAGCAGGGCCAUGAAAACGUUGUGGCGUUGCUCAUCAACUAUGGCACUAAGGGCAAGGUCCGCCUUCCUGCGCUGCACAUCGCUGCACGAAAUGACGACACGCGCACCGCCGCAGUGCUUCUGCAGAACGACCCGAACCCUGAUGUUCUCAGCAAGACUGGUUUCACACCUCUCCAUAUUGCAGCACACUAUGAAAAUAUGAGUGUCGCCCAGCUGCUGCUUAACAGAGGAGCCAAUGUAAACUUCACUCCCAAGAAUGGCAUCACGCCCCUUCAUAUAGCCUCUAGGAGGGGAAAUGUGAUGAUGGUCAGACUACUGCUGGACAGAGGGGCACAGAUCGAUGCCAAAACUAAGGAUGAGCUGACUCCUCUCCACUGUGCGGCCAGGAAUGGUCAUGUUCGCAUCAUUGAGAUCCUGCUGGAACACGGUGCUCCCAUCCAGGCCAAAACCAAGAAUGGUCUCUCCCCCAUCCACAUGGCAGCUCAGGGGGAUCACAUGGACUGUGUCAGGCAGCUACUCCAAUACAACGCUGAGAUUGACGAUAUCACGCUGGACCAUUUAACCCCUCUUCAUGUAGCAGCCCACUGUGGUCACCAUCGCAUGGCCAAAGUCCUACUGGACAAGGGGGCCAAAGCCAAUGCACGUGCUCUGAACGGCUUCACACCUCUCCAUAUCGCUUGCAAGAAGAACCACAUGCGGUCCAUGGACCUGCUGCUUAAGCACUCCGCCUCCUUAGAAGCUGUCACAGAGUCUGGUCUCACGCCUCUUCAUGUAGCAGCGUUCAUGGGCCACCUGAACAUAGUGAAGAACCUGCUCCAGAGAGGAGCUUCACCUAAUGCCUCCAAUGUGAAAGUGGAGACUCCUCUCCACAUGGCCUCCAGAGCAGGACACUGUGAAGUUGCUCAGUUCCUGCUGCAGAAUGCAGCACCAGUGGACGCCAAGGCUAAGGAUGACCAGACACCCCUACACUGUGCGGCCCGUAUGGGCCACAAGGAGCUCGUCAAGCUGCUCCUUGAGCACAAGGCUAACCCCGACUCCUCUACAACUGCAGGACACACACCCUUACACAUUGCUGCGAGGGAAGGACACGUCCACACUAUUCGAAUCUUGUUGGAUGCUGGAGCACAGCAAAUCAAGAUGACAAAGAAAGGCUUCACUCCCCUCCAUGUGGCCUCUAAAUAUGGAAAGGUGGACGUAGCUGAGCUCCUUCUGGAGAGAGGUGCUAACCCCAAUGCAGCUGGGAAGAACGGUCUGACACCCCUUCAUGUGGCCGUCCAUCACAACAACCUGGAUGUUGUUAAACUCCUGGUCAGCAAGGGAGGAUCUGCACACAGCACUGCUCGAAAUGGCUACACUCCCCUGCACAUAGCAGCGAAGCAGAACCAGAUGGAGGUGGCCAGUUGUCUGCUGCAGAAUGGGGCAUCUCCCAACUCUGAGUCCCUCCAAGGCAUCACGCCCCUACACCUGGCUUCACAGGAGGGACGGCCUGACAUUGUGGCUCUGCUCAUCUCCAAACAGGCCAAUGUAAAUCUAGGAAACAAGAAUGGAUUGACCCCUCUGCAUCUUGUGGCUCAGGAGGGUCAUGUGGGCAUUGCUGACACAUUGGUCAAACAAGGAGCCUCCGUUUACGCUGCUUCACGGAUGGGCUACACACCCCUUCAUGUGGCCUGUCACUAUGGCAACAUCAAGAUGGUGAAGUUCCUUCUGCAGCAGCAGGCUCAUGUGAAUAGCAAGACAAGGAUGGGCUACACCCCUCUGCACCAGGCAGCUCAGCAGGGCCAUACUGAUAUUGUCACCCUGUUGUUGAAACACGGAGCCCAGCCCAAUGAGAUUACAUCGAAUGGGACAUCUCCCCUGGGCAUUGCUAAGCGGCUGGGUUACAUCUCUGUCAUUGAUGUGCUGAAACUGGUUACCGAGGAGUCUGUCUCUGCGAUCACUACAGAGAAGCAUCGGAUGAGUUUUCCUGAGACCGUGGAUGAGAUUUUGGAUGUCUCAGAGGAUGAAGGAGAUGAGUUGCUCGGGAUGGAUGGAGCACGCUAUUUGAAGCUCGAUGACUUCAAGGACCAGGACGAUGACUUCCUUUCCCCGAAGAAGACCCUCAGAGACUUUGAGGGUGGUACGGGUACCACGCCAUAUUCUCCUGCUAUUCCCAGAAUCCCUUGUGUGUCCCCAGAGACUGUUCUGCUGGAUCAGCACACCCCCAUCCCUCUGCCAAAGGAAUAUGACGAAGACUCUCUUAUCCCGAGCAGUCCGGCUACAGAAACGUCAGACAAUGUCAGCCCCGUGGCGAGUCCUAUUCACACUGGCUUCCUGGUGAGUUUCAUGGUGGAUGCUCGAGGAGGCUCCAUGCGAGGCAGCAGACACCACGGCUUGCGAGUUAUCAUCCCUCCUCGAACCUGCGCCGCACCGACACGCAUCACCUGCCGCCUGGUCAAACCUCAGAAACUGACCACACCUCCUCCGCUGGUGGAGGGGGAGGGGCUCGCUAGCCGCAUCAUCUCACUGGGGCCUUCCAGUAUGCAGUUCCUCGGGCCAGUAAUAGUGGAAAUCCCACACUUUGCCUCACUGGGCCGAGGGGACAGAGAGCUUGUGGUUCUCCGCAGUGAAAAUGGCUCAGUGUGGAAGGAACAUCGCAAUCGCUAUGGCGACGAAGUGCUGGAAACUAUUCUGAAUGGCAUGGAUGAAGAACUGGAGAGUCAAGAGGAGCUGGAGAAGAAGAGAAUCCGUCGGAUCAUCUCCACUGACUUCCCUCUUUACUUCGCCGUGGUCUCCCGCAUUCAGCAGGAGAGUGAUCUGAUUGGUCCGGAGGGCGGCCGGCUGACCAGUAAGCUGGUGCCCCAUGUUGAGGCCAUCUUCCCUGAGACAGCUGUAACCAAGAGAGUGAGACUGGGACUGCAGGCCCAGCCAAUUCCUGAUGAAUUGCUGACUCGGCAGCUUGGUAACCAGGCGACCUUCAGCCCGGUGAUUACCAUCGAACCACGCCGACGCAAAUUUCACCGUCCAAUUGGACUGCGUAUCCCUUUGCCACCAUCCUGGAGGGAGUGUCCUCGAGAUGCUGGGGAGGGUGAUACCACCAGCUUACGCCUGCUCUGCAGUGUCAUUGGUGGGACAGCACCAGCUCAGUGGGAGGACAUAACAGGAACCACUAAGCUGAUGUACGCCCACAACUGUGCCAACUUCACCACCAAUGUUUCCGCAAGAUUCUGGCUGGCAGAUUGUCCACGCACGGCAGAGGCAGUGACCUUUGCCAACUUGCUGUACAGGGAGCUUAUGUCAGUUCCCUAUAUGGCCAAGUUUGUUAUUUUUGCCAAGAUGAAUGAAGCGCGCGAGGGACGCUUGCGUUGUUACUGCAUGACGGAUGACAAGAUGGACAAAACACUGGAGCUGCAUGAAAACUUCACCGAAGUAGCUCGGAGUCGAGACAUUGAGCUGAUGGAGGGCAUGCCGCUGCACCUGGAGUGUUCUGGGAACCUGGUUCCCAUCAGGAAGGCCACCCAGCAGCCUCGUAGCUUCAGCUUCCAGGCCUUCAGAGAUAACAGACUGCCCGUCUCUGUCAAGGUCAGAGAUAGUAACAAGGAUGCCACUGGGUUUUUGUCCUUUCUACGGAAGUGUACCAAGUACGAGGACACUCAGCACGUACUGUGUAACCUUAACAUAACCAUGCCACCCUGUGUCAAGGUUGUUGGAAGUGAGGAGCGCAGGCGAACUUUAACCCCUCUUGCCCUGAGGGAACGCUACAGUGCUCUGAAUGAGCCUGGUGUGGCGGCAGUGAACGCCAUGGAGAGGACUGAGAUCAAGAUCAACAUCAUAUCUGAACAGCUGGGUUUGAGCUGGGCAGAGUUGGCACGAGAGCUCCAGUUCGGUGUGGAUGACAUCAACAGGAUCCGUGUGGAGAAUCCCAACUCUCUGCUGGACCAGAGCUCUGCCCUGCUCAACCUGUGGGCCAGCAGAGAGGGCAAACGGGCCAAGAUGGAGAGCCUGUACGCUGCUCUGAGGAACAUCGACCGCGCAGACAUUGUGACCUCUCUAGAAGGUCAGGCUCCACAGCCAGCACCCAGUUCUUCAGAGGAGGGUGCCUGUCGACUCGGUGACCGCGACUCCACCCUGCUGUCACCCAGUGUCAUCAAUGGUUAUGGGCUGGUGCAAGAGGAGCUGCUGUCCCCGGCCUCCAUGCAGUACAGCUUGCCCUCUCCACUGGGCGCAGAGCCCUACUGGCAGGAAGUCUCGAGCCUCGAGUGCGCCCCCAUCGCUACCACCGAGGAAGACACGUUAAUGGAGAUGUCGGACGUUCAGGUGUGGCCAGCAGGGGUCAGCCCCUCGCUGGUUACAGUGGAGGACUCGUCACUGGAGGGCAGCAGUCGGGCCGACGACUCGGAGGGCGCCACGCUCUCCCUUCCCUGCAGCUUGGGUCGCCCGAGCAGCGGCGCCAGCGGGGCCAGCGGCUCCAUCAUGGAGCUGGAAGAGGAGGAGGAGGAGGAGGAGGAGGAAGGGGAGGUUGAGGAGGAGGAGGUGCCACAGGAGCCAGCAAGUACGCUGGCAGAAAGGGACAGGGUGAGGGCCAGUGGCGCUGUUCCCAAGGUCAACCUGAACGGCCAGCUGGGAGGUCAGAGGUCGGACGGGAGGAGAGGGGAGGCCGUUGUGACAGGAGGAGGAGCGAAAGGAGGAGGAAGUGGAGGUGUAGGGUUGGGUUCAGUGGAAGGGAUUUCUGUUGUUGCAGGCCAGCAGGUGUACGCCCAGCGGUGUGAGAUGUCGGGACUGAGUCGAGCUGCGGAGCACAACGGAGACAACCGGUUGGUGGGAGGCGGAGCGUUUCAACCCUACUUACCUGACAAGGAUUCCCUGCAGGGCUGGGUGGGCUCGGUGUCAUCGGGACGCGACGGCAGCAUGCCGGGCUUGCGUGUGGCCCAGGAGGCUCUGCUGACUCCGGUGUGUGACACGGGUUACUCUCAUGUGCUGCGUGGGCGCCUCCUGCAAGGCACACAGCCCUUUGACAAGGGGCUGGGCUUCUCUCACCAGGAGGCGGGGCCACAUGCUUGGGAACAGGAGCAGAGGCGGGGCCAGAGAGAGGAUAAAGAGGACUAUGCUGCUGAGCCGCAGUUUGCUGAUGAACACGGAAAGGUGCUCGCCAGAAAGGUGGGGGUGGAUGUGAGAAGGGGCGCUCAGUCAGUGCAGCACACCAGUCUGCGAAGAGUUAAACACUGAAAUACACAUACUACCCAGUGCUCAAGGACAGGAAAGCCACUGCCAAAUCAUCCUCCACAAAAACACAACCAGACCGCAGAGGAAAAUGAGCAAGGGAGGAGAGGAAGACAAAGACUACGAAGUGCAAACUACAAAAUGACAAACACAGAAUCAUCCUCAACGUGUGACCAUGGAGCAAACCACAAAAGAAAAGAGCAACAGAAAAAAAGUUCAACUUGUAGUUUUAUAACAUUUGUAAAGAAAAAAAAAUAUCAA
Molecule: messenger RNA, 7244 nt
Organism: Thunnus maccoyii (southern bluefin tuna)
Lineage: Eukaryota; Metazoa; Chordata; Actinopteri; Scombriformes; Scombridae
Gene: ank1b
Product: ankyrin 1, erythrocytic b
Exons: 43
Coding region: 1233-6989 (1918 amino acids)
Biological process (GO): signal transduction
Molecular function (GO): protein binding
Source: RefSeq, a predicted model, not a curated record